CCGGCAGCCAACAUGGCGGCGGCGGCGGCGGGCGCGGGCCCGGAGAUGGUCCGCGGGCAGGUGUUCGACGUGGGGCCGCGCUACACCAACCUCUCGUACAUCGGCGAGGGCGCCUACGGCAUGGUGUGCUCUGCUUAUGAUAAUGUCAACAAAGUUCGAGUAGCUAUCAAGAAAAUCAGCCCUUUUGAGCACCAAACCUACUGCCAGAGAACCCUGAGGGAGAUCAAAAUCUUACUGCGCUUCAGGCAUGAGAACAUCAUUGGCAUCAACGAUAUUAUUCGAGCGCCAACCAUCGAGCAGAUGAAGGAUGUAUAUAUAGUACAGGACCUCAUGGAAACAGAUCUUUACAAGCUCUUGAAGACGCAACACCUCAGCAACGACCAUAUCUGCUAUUUUCUUUACCAGAUCCUCAGAGGAUUAAAAUAUAUCCAUUCAGCUAAUGUUCUGCACCGUGACCUCAAACCUUCCAACCUGCUGCUCAACACCACCUGUGAUCUCAAGAUCUGCGACUUUGGCUUGGCCCGCGUUGCAGAUCCAGACCAUGAUCACACGGGCUUCCUGACGGAGUACGUAGCCACACGUUGGUACAGGGCUCCAGAAAUUAUGUUGAAUUCCAAGGGCUACACCAAGUCCAUUGAUAUCUGGUCUGUUGGCUGCAUUCUGGCAGAGAUGCUCUCCAACAGGCCCAUCUUCCCUGGAAAGCACUAUCUUGACCAGCUGAACCAUAUUCUGGGUAUUCUUGGAUCCCCAUCACAGGAAGACCUGAAUUGUAUAAUAAAUUUAAAAGCUAGAAACUAUUUGCUUUCUCUUCCACACAAAAAUAAGGUGCCAUGGAACAGGCUGUUCCCAAAUGCUGAUUCCAAAGCUCUGGACUUACUGGAUAAGAUGUUGACUUUCAACCCUCACAAGAGGAUUGAAGUAGAACAGGCUCUGGCCCACCCAUAUCUGGAGCAGUAUUACGACCCAAGUGAUGAGCCUAUUGCUGAAGCACCGUUCAAGUUUGACAUGGAAUUGGAUGACUUGCCCAAGGAAAAACUCAAAGAACUCAUUUUUGAAGAGACUGCAAGAUUCCAGCCAGGAUACAGAUCUUAAAUUUGUCAGGACAAGGGCUCCGAGGACUGGACGUCUCAGACAUCGAUGUUCUUCCCAGUUCUUGACCCUGGCCCUGUCUCCAGCCCAUCUCGGCUUACCCACCUUGACUCCUUUGAGCCGUUCAGCGGGACGGUUUCUGGUAGUUGUGGCUUUUAUGCUUUCAAAGAAUUCCUCAGUCCAGAGAAUUAUCCCUGGUCCCUGUGUGUGUCACCACCGGUGACGUGCGGCAGUAUGUACUCAGCACACCGACUGCUUACCGUUGCUUUAGUCACUAAUCGCUUUCUGGUUUGAAAGAUGCAGUGGUUGCUUCCCUCCGCCCCCAGCCCAUUCCUCCACGCGCCCGCUGACCCCGUGGUCUCCCACAGGUAAUGGUGUCCAGCUUGGCACUGGUCACUGGCGUCUCACUGUACAAUAGGGAAGGCUCCUACUAGGGCACUUUAAGGCAAUGACGGCCCCAUAUUUGCACUGGACUUUGGACUAUACUGUCUCCCAGGGCAAGCAUGCAUAUAAACACCUCUGGUGAUGUCGCAGACGGCAGCAAGUGCUCCUGGCACGGGGAUCCCCAGGGGGACACUUAUCAGCUCACUCUCCUCACACCACGUUAGCCACCAACAUACUGAAGUUGUGUGCCACUUGCCCAGCUUUUAGAAGUCAACCAUUUUCCUAGAUAGAAAGGAAUAAGUGCCGCACCUAGCAUUAUGAAUUUCCCGUGAUCACCUGUACCAUUUAUGGAGGUAGAACACAUGCCCAAAUGUGUGUUACAUGCAGUGCUGAGUGUUUGCAAGACUUGCAGAAAGAGUUAAAGCAGCAGCUUCACUCAGCAUCUGGUGAGCGCUGCACAGGGGUCCCGGCACCCUGAAGUGGGGGUGUCUGGAGAAUUGGGGAGCAUGCUAAUCCGAAUGUUUUGUGGCGACGUGCCACAUGCCCGCUAUAUGUGUCCCCCCGGGCCCCUCCCCACAGUGUGGGUUCAGUCACGGCUCUCAUCGCCUGCGGAUUCAGCAGGGGGACCACUGCGUCUUUCAAUGAGAAAGUGUACAACUCUUUCCUUCUACAGCAUGUCAGCAUCUCAAGUUCAUUUUCCAACCUACAAUAUAACAAUUUGUAAUAAAGCCUUCAUGAGCUCGUGACAUGAAGCACUGUUCUGUCAUCAAGUACUCUCAAGCGUUUCUGGUUCUGCUGAGUUCAGACCCUCCGACAAAGCUAGCACUAGUCCCGUGUGCGCUGUGUCCACUCCUCCCUGACACUGUGUGCUGUGGAGUUGACUCGGUAUUCUGUGCCCAUGCGGCACCUCCUCCCAACUCCCCCACUGCUCUCUGUGGUGAGAACUUUGCCUUGUUCAAUAAUUACUGUACCCUCGCAUGACUGUUACAGCUUUCUGUGCAGAGAUGACUGUCCAAGUGCCACGUGCCUAUGGUUGAAAUGAAAAAUCUAUUGUUACCUCUGAGUUGUGUUCCACGGAAAAUGCUACCCAGCAGAUCACUUAGGAGAAAUAAUUCUAUUUUUAGCUUUUCAUUUCUCAGCAGUCCUUUUUUCCUUGUUUGAUUUUGACAGCAGUGGAGAAUGAGUUAUAUAAAGACUGCCUGCUAAUAUGAAUAGAAAUGCCCUUGUAACUCAUGGAAAUAAAUGUACAUCUGCUCUCUUCACGUUCAUGUAAGAUUCAGUGUUGAUUUCCUCUGGCUUAGGGUGUGAAGGGCCCGUCAGGUUCGGCUUGUGCUUUAGAGCAGAAAUGCCCAUGGGCCUUCCUCCCCUUGGGGACAGCCCAGCCUUUUCCCUCAGCACAGCAGAAGCAGUCUCGACCUUCUGUAUUCACUUCAUAGAUCUAACAUGUUCUGUCCUGCCCUGAGGAAGAAGCCCUGGCAUCCUAGGUUGGGGUCACUGCUUCUGUUUAAGGAGGGCUUCCGUGUAUCCCCAGGCCACUGCCUGCGUCACCCAGCCCCGAUGUUGAUGCCCCCCCGCCCCAUACACACACACACCCCGUGGCUGAAGAAGGCUGCCUGGCUCAUCCUCAGAGAGCAGAGCCACAACUGGAGGCUUGGUCCUAAAACACACGACUUUCAUUUAUUUCCCUGCUCACAGCUGCCCUGUGAGGUCCACACGGCAUUGACAGGAUACAGGGACUUGACUGUUAUUUGAUACAUUGAAAACUCAGUUUUCAUCUUAAAAGGAGCAUUGGCAGUUUACUUCAUUAUUUUUGUUUUUUAGUACUUUCUUUUUAAGUGGAAUGUCAGUGUUAUUAUGACAUUAAUUUCACAAUACUCUUUUAAAUAGAAAGCCAUAGCCUUGGCUACUAAUACCUGGGGGCUGUGGCCUCUUUCCCUCCCCCUUCUUGGUACUGUGGAGUCAGACUGGCCUGAAACCACUAACUGCAUUCUAGAAUCACUGUAACCAUGAGUCGUGAGCUUUCUAUUAAUCAUGUCAAACGUAAUUUAACAGGCCAGAGAAUGGUCGCCACCCAGGUACCUGUGAAAAGUAGUAGCUGUUACGUGUGAACGACUCAUAUUGGCUCUUAAUCCCUUUCUAGAAAUGUACAGAUGGGGUCAUCCAGAUGCACAUUGGUGACACUGAACGCCUCCAUUACCAUUGCGCUCAGACAAGCGUUCAGACACAUGGCUCUUUUGGUGUCUAAAAUGUAAGCAAAAAAUUCCAGUUGAAACAUUCCAACCCUUUCAUUUAGUAUGGAGCAAAAACAUCCAACGAGCAAGUGAGAGGAUUUGAGAGAGUUCUCACGCUGCCUCUGUGCCAUCCACAGGGUCUCAGAGCUGUUGGAGACACACAGGGCGCGUGAUGCUGAGUAGGAGUGUCCUUGCACUUAUGUGCUGCGUGUAGUGCAGGGGGGUUGCAGGUGUAGCUGAUGGCUGUGGCAGUAAGUCAGCUGUCGGAAGCCACAUGUGGCUCAUUAGUGGCUGUCCUUAAGGAGCCACAAAGGCCGACUGUCCAUGCUAAUAUCUUGACCCUUCAGAGGAGACUGUUGGAUCUUUAUUUGCUUAUAUGUUACUACGGUUUUUAAAUUGAUAACUUUUAUAUGGUAUGGUAACAGUAUGUCAAUAAACACGUACAUAUGCACACAUGCUUUGGGUCCUUCCAUAAUACUUUUAUAUUUGUAAAUCAAUGUUUUGGAGCAAUCCCAAGUUUAAGGGAAAUAUUUUUGUAAAUGUAGUGGUUUUGAAAAACCUGAACAAUCCUUUUGCUUAUACAUUUUUAAAGCAUUUGUGCUUUAAAGCGGUUAUGCUGGUGUUUGAAAUACAGCGCUCCCGCAGUGCAGAUGAGAAGCAUGAACAACAGAGUAAACACGUGGCUUCUCUGCCCGUGAUCCAGUGCCACCUGACGGAUCAGAGAAGACUAGAGCCAGCAUAUUCUCAAGGGUUGCACCAGGUUUCCUUAAAGCUCGUUGCCUUUUUUUUCUGUGUGUGUGUGCUGUUUCUCCGUGUAGAGCACUCAAGAAAGUUCUGAAACUGCUUUGUAACUGCUUUGUACUGUUGGUGCCUUCUUGGUAUUGUACCCCAAAACUCUGCAUAGAUUAUCUAGUAUAAUGGUAAGUUAAAAAAAUGUUAAAGGAAGAUUUUAUUAAGAAUCUGAAUGUUUAUUCAUUAUAUUGUUACAAUUUAACAUUUAUUUGUGGUAUUUGUGAUUUGGUUAAUCUGUAUAAAAAUUGUAAGUAGAAAGGUUUAUAUUUCAUCUUAAUUCUUUUGAUGUUGUAAACGUACUUUUUAAAAGAUGGGUUAUUUGAAUGUUUAUGGCACCUGACUUGUAAAAAAAAAAAAAACUACAAAAAAACUUAGAAUCAUUAAAUUGUGUCCCUGUAUUAUCAAAAUAACAUAGUACUGUGCAUGUAUAGUUUAAUUGGAAUUUCAUAUGUGAAAAUAUGAAAUUAUCUAUUCCUUUA
Loxodonta africana (African savanna elephant) is the source of this 4975-nucleotide messenger RNA. It is a transcript of the gene MAPK1, whose product is annotated as mitogen-activated protein kinase 1. The coding region runs from base 13 to 1092 and encodes 359 amino acids. The record is from RefSeq and is a predicted model, not a curated record. Gene Ontology annotation, molecular function: MAP kinase activity; ATP binding. Lineage: Eukaryota; Metazoa; Chordata; Mammalia; Proboscidea; Elephantidae. Gene Ontology annotation, cellular component: cytoplasm; nucleus. The transcript has 9 exons. Gene Ontology annotation, biological process: intracellular signal transduction; protein phosphorylation.